Messenger RNA from Funneliformis mosseae, 429 nucleotides. The record is from the annotation of a GenBank genome assembly. Lineage: Eukaryota; Fungi; Glomeromycota; Glomeromycetes; Glomerales; Glomeraceae.
CUUCCUAUAUAUAAUACUAAGUCAGGCACAUGGUUUAACAUUACAACAAGUGGAAUUAUUCCAGAAAGUCGUGUAGGACAUACCGCUACAUUAGUUCCUGAUGGUAGAAUUAUUGUAUAUGGUGGAAUACAUAUGAUUGGAGAAGCUUAUCUUCCACCAAAAGAAGAUUUAAUAGUAUUAAAUACAUCUCGGCCAAUAUAUGAUUGGAAAGUACCUCAAAUACAAAAAAUGCCUGCGUCAAGAUCAACAGAUGAGUUACACAUAUUAGAUAUUUCAAAUGAAGCAGAAUAUAAAUGGGUAACCACGAUGGAUAAACCUGUUUAUCAUCAGAACGACCAAAUUCAAGAAUAUCAUAAUGAUUUCCAAACACCCGCUUUGACAAUUUCUUCACAGGAAUAUAAACUGGUACCGGACCGGCUAAUUGGCUAG